AUGUCUCCAACCACAGACCGCCAACAACGCUACCAAGCCUCCCUCCAAGGCCUCGAGAGCCCCUACGAGUUGGCCGGAGUACCCUCGUCUCUCGCGUACGAGGUGAUGGGAGCAGCCCCUUCCCCCUCCUCCUCCUCUCUCUCGAAUUCUUUCGAGGACUCAGCCAACGGAUUCGACCAGGCACCUAUUGAGCUGGACACGAUCCACACUGGAGAAAUCCGCCAAGUAAAACCGGCUAUCCUCCCCGUCCCUGUCCCUCCUCCCGCUUUUCUCUCCCGCUCUCGCACAAACCGCGCAGCUGAGAGACUCGCCGCUCGGUACUCAACGUACCCACAUAUCGCGGAAGCUUCGCGAUAUGUUCCCUCUCCACUUGUCGAUCCUUUUUACCCGGAUGGAAUGACUUCACGUCGGGAUAUCGAGUCCCAGAUGCCUGUCUCUCAGCGCAAGAAGGUUUCUGCGAGGCGCUGGAGACCCAGAUUCCCCAAGUCGGUUUGUCUUGCGGCUUUUGGAGUUAUUGUGCCGGUGCUGUUGAUUACCGGGUUGGGAGUUUGGGCGAGUGAGUUGCAGAAGGAGGGGAAGUUGGGGGUUUAUUGGGAUGAGGGGGUGGGAGAGUGUAGGAUUUUGGGAGGACUGAGGGUUGGGGAGGGGAUUUGUGGGAGGAGGGGGAUUGGUGGUGGAGAGAGUUGGGAGGGGUGGGAGUGA
Cercospora beticola is the source of this 702-nucleotide messenger RNA. RefSeq lists its product as uncharacterized. NCBI's taxonomy places the organism in Eukaryota, Fungi, Ascomycota, Dothideomycetes, Mycosphaerellales, Mycosphaerellaceae. The record is from RefSeq and is a predicted model, not a curated record.